AUGGACUUGGGAAUUUCAACAUACCUGCAGCGGUCGUGCGAAUGUGCUAGCAUGGGUCAUCGAUGUGUAGUUGACACACUCGAUCUGGCAGUCGAUAGCCGGAUCAAGGCCGUUUGUUUCCCGUUGAGGCGCAGAAAUUAUGGUGAUAGUUUCCGGUCGGCACCCGAGCUCAAUAUUGACUCACCAGUGUACUCGCGCCCAGAGCUGAGAAGUCUGCAGUCACCCGUGUUGUACGACGGAGUGAAUACCAUGGUGGUUGCCGCCGCUUCGACGGUGACUCGUUUUCCGGAUUUUCCGGUGACUGCAGAGACGAAAGCCGUCAGUCUGAAAUCGCAGCGACCUCCACGUGUCCGGUCCUUGAUCACCGCGCUGGACUUGGUCGGCUAUCGUAUGAUCUCUCUGGCUGAGACAUGA
Molecule: messenger RNA, 414 nt
Organism: Macrosiphum euphorbiae (potato aphid)
Lineage: Eukaryota; Metazoa; Arthropoda; Insecta; Hemiptera; Aphididae
Source: the annotation of a GenBank genome assembly